Messenger RNA from Syngnathoides biaculeatus (alligator pipefish), 3857 nucleotides. It is a transcript of the gene rufy2, whose product is annotated as RUN and FYVE domain containing 2. Gene Ontology annotation, cellular component: cytoplasm. The transcript has 20 exons. The record is from RefSeq and is a predicted model, not a curated record. Gene Ontology annotation, molecular function: metal ion binding. NCBI's taxonomy places the organism in Eukaryota, Metazoa, Chordata, Actinopteri, Syngnathiformes, Syngnathidae. The coding region runs from base 628 to 2748 and encodes 706 amino acids.
GAUCACCUGAAAAAUACAAUACGGGAUUUCCAUACAAAUCAUCGUUUUGCAUCCUCGUACUUUCUCGCGAGGGCCAUCUUAUCUCAUUUAUUUAUGUAUUUAUUUGUUUAUGGGGGCGGGGGGGAGGUGUGCAGUUGUCGCCGACAGCCAACAGGGGGCAGCAGAGCGUCAGCCAUGACGUAGUGUUUCCUAUUGUGUGUCCCAUGAUUGGGUUGUUGACGCCGCCCCUCCAAGGCAAGGCGGGCGGACGGCACAGUCACACGCCGACCGCGGCUCCCUUCCGCUCGCCGCAAACACGUCUCCACGGCGACACCAUGUACGGAAAAGAAAGCGUCUCCGAGGAGCGGCACGUCUGUGUGUUGCCGACGCCGACGCUACGAACGUUCAGCAUGUAGACUCCGCAACGACGAGCCUCGCCUCGCCUCGUUUCUUUUGGUACUCGCGCCCCUCACCUGUCAUUAUCCCAAUCCGGCCUAUGCAAUUGCUGUUAUUUCUCAAGUUCGGUUGUCCCAGCGGUCCUCGGGUGCGCAAAGCGUCAAGCCCACCGGCCGAGCGCGACGGUAGCCCAGCGGCACGCUCAGCUGCGGGUGGGGUUGGGGGGUGGGGGGGGGGGGGACGUAGCCAAACAUGGCAUCGGCCGCCGAGCACGACUUGGCCCUUUCCGAGGCGGACGGCGGCAAGGAGAAAUCUCAGGUGUUCGGCAUUUUGAGGCUGCAGGAGGAGAAAUUUAAUGUCUCUGAGAAAUCUGUCCCCACCGUGAAGGGAGGAGGGGGGGCAGGAGGAGGAGGAGGAGGGGACGGCCGGUGGCAGGCGCCCAUCUUCGCGUUAGCCAGGAAAGCCUCGGAAACCAUUUCAGGGAGCAUUCACGUCCUGCCUAAAGUGUCGGAGAACAGAGCAUCCGUGGCUGGAGACUGGAGCGUUCAAGCUCUGCGGGAUCCAAUGGCCAUGGAGCGGGCCAACCUGCUCAACAUGGCCAAGCUGAGUAUUAAAGGCUUGAUCGAGUCGGCGCUGAGCUUCGGAAGAACGCUGGACUCGGACUACCCGCCUUUGCAGCAGUUCUUCGUUGUCAUGGAACACUGCCUCAAACAUGGACUGCGAGUGAAAAAGUCCUUUCUGGGAUUUAACAAGUCUCUUUGGGGCCCUCUGGAGCUGGUGGAAAAACUGUGUCCGGAGGCAGGAGAGAUCUCAGCCUCUGUACGAGAUCUUCCGGGACUCAAGACCCCUUUAGGUCGGGCCAGGGCGUGGUUGCGACUGGCCCUCAUGCAGAAGCGGCUGGCCGACUAUCUGCGACUCCUCAUCACCAGAAAAGAUUUGCUGUGCGAUUUCUAUGAGAAUUCAGCGCUGAUGCUGGAGGAGGAAGGCGCCGUGAUCGUGGGCCUGCUGGUCGGUCUGAACGUCAUCGACGCCAACUUGUGUGUCAAAGGCGAAGACCUGGACUCUCAGGUCGGGGUGAUUGACUUCUCCAUGUACUUAAAGAACGACAUCGAUGAUUACAGGAGCGAAGAGAGGAACAGCCAGAUAGCAUCCAUCUUGGAUCAGAAAAACUAUGUGGAGGAACUUAAUCGGCAACUCAAUUCUACAGUUCACGGACUUCAGGGCAGAGUGGACUCUUUGGAAAAGUCCAACUCGAAACUCAUAGAGGAGUUAGCUAUAGCCAAAAACAACAUCAUUAAACUGCAGGAAGAGAACCAGCAACUCAGGAGUGAAAAUAGCCUGAUUCUUCUGAAGGCACAACAACAUUUAGAGGUAUCUCAAGGCGACGUGUCCGUGGAGAGAGACACGUACAAACAGUCUCGCCAGGGAUUGGACGAGAUGUACAAUGAGGCGCAACGACAGCUGAAAGAGGAGUGCCAGCUCAGACAGGAUGUGGAGAAUGAGCUGGUGGUCCAGGUGUCCAUGAAGCAGGAAAUGGAGCUGGCCAUGAAACUUCUUGAGAAAGAUAUUCACGAAAAACAGGACACGCUAAUCGGUCUCAGACAUCAACUGGAUGAAGUCAAAGCCAUCAAUGUAGAGAUGUACCAGAAAAUGCAGUCGUCCGACGACGAGAUGAAGAAGAAGAACAACAUGAUCAGCCGUCUUGAGGAGAAGACCAAUCAGAUCACGGCCACCAUGAAGCAGUUGGAGCAGAGAUUACAGGAGGCCGAGAGCCACCGCACCACGGCCGAGGAGGGCACCAGACGCUUCAAGGUGGACUUUGCCAACAAGGCCGACAGCCUGCAGCGGCAGAUCGAGCACCGGGAGAAACAGCUGCUGCAGCUGGAGACGGACCUGAAGAUCGAGCGGGAGUGGAGGCAAACGCUGCAGAACGAUCUCCACCGGGAGAGGGAAACGGUGGCUCAGCUCCGGACGCAGGCGCUACAGAUCAACGGCCUCAAGAUGGAGUUCCAUCGGCUCCAGGACGAGAACUUCCAGCUCAAGAGCAUCUGUGAAGACCAAGAACAAGCUCUUGAGGAACUUGGCUCCAAACUUAGCGAGUCCAAAAUGAAGAUUGAGGACAUCAAAGAAGCCAACAAAGCACUUCAGUGCGGCCAGGUGUGGUUGAAAGACAAGGACGCCAGCCGCUGCAAGCUGUGCGAGAAGGAGUUCUCCAUCUCCAGACGCAAACACCACUGUAGGAACUGCGGCGAGAUCUUCUGCAACAGCUGCUCGGACAAUGAACUCCCCCUGCCCGCGUCUCCCAAACCGGUGCGGGUGUGCGACACCUGCCACGCUCUCCUCCUCCAAAGAUGCUCGUCCAAUCCUUCAUGAAAUAUCCCCCUCCCCAACUCGCAGGACAACCUCCCGUCAUCUCUCUGCAAGCAAGCAAGGGUCGAAUGUUCAUGGAUGUUGACAUUUCCUCAACCUUUUCUACUGGAUGUCACCGCUGUUGUGCUGAAGUAUUAAGACACUAGCAAGCGUUUAGAACACAUCGAACGACAAGACACCUCACGGCACUAAAAGAUGACCCCCCCCCACAAUCCUGGCUGUAAAAGGCACACUAAAAGCACUGAAGACCUCUUGACAGACCACACAAUGUUUGCACCAAAAUGAAAUAAGUAUCGCGUUGUUUGAGAAAAGACAAGCAUGUUUGAAUUCGAAUGAAGAUGCACAAUGAAAAGAAAAAAAAAAUGGGAACAUGAAGUUUACUGUCAUUCACCUCAAGGUUGCUGCUCAUAUUCACUCAAGCUUGUGUAAAUACUUUUACAGUGCCAAUACGAAACAUGUAUUAUCAAUACUUUGAGGAUCAUCAUUAGAAUUGUUGAAAGCAGCUCAUUCUCGUUUUUUUUUUUUUUUUUUUUUUUGCUCUUCAACAAGUCUGAUUUACAAGCACGUCGCCGCCGGUUCUAGACAAAAAUGCAGCGGCUGCGACUUCAAGCACCGAGAGGACCGCCUGGCGUUUUUCAUUUGCCAUCUCGGUCCGUUCGCUUCACUGAGGUUCCUGAGACAGCGCUGUCUCUGCUGGUGACAAUAUAGCCUUGAAUUAUUUUUUACAUUUUUGCAACGUAUUUUUGGUUUAUGAAACGUCUGAGGCCUAUACAACUCCCAGGACAAAUCAAGCUGAACAGUUUUUAUAAUACAUCGUAAAGGCUACGUGCUCAUCUGCACUCUGGUUUUGUACUUGAUGCUGACAACUUUGAAGUUGUCAUUUUGUUUUCUAAUUUAUUUGCGUUAACACUUAAAAAGGUAGUAAAGUUUAUUUCUAACCUAGGCCUCAAUUUGUAUACUGUCGCUCAUACAUAAGUCUCAGUACUCGUGCAUUUUUUUUGGUUCUUGUUUAUAUUGUUAAUCAAAGUGAACUUUAUCACCAUAUUGUUACUGAUUGCCAAACACAUGCUGCCUUGAUUAGCAGUUUUGAUUAAAUCAAAUGAUAUAUCUGA